This is a messenger RNA of Varroa destructor (honeybee mite), 4649 nucleotides long. RefSeq lists its product as uncharacterized. The record is from RefSeq and is a predicted model, not a curated record. Lineage: Eukaryota; Metazoa; Arthropoda; Arachnida; Mesostigmata; Varroidae.
AUUAUCCAGAUUUGUAAUAAUUACUUUAUUGAUAAGAUUCUUACCUGUUCAAGUUACUGAAUUCAUGAAGUACUGCGUCGGAAUAACAGAAUCGUUGCAACUUACCUCUUUUAUUACACAAUAAACAGAGGCUUAGGCUGACUAACAAAAAACACGGAAAUGCCCUCACCAAUAAAAGUCGGGCCGUAUGCUUUGAUAUACAUCUCUACAUGUUAGACCGCAUUCCGUUUAUACCGUUAAUUUGGUUCAACUACGUAAUCGCCUUCGUGUGCCUAAUAAGCUGGAUACUUUUUUUACUACAUGUUUACACUUUAUUAUAAUGUUACAGUGUACUACCACGCAACUCUUAAACUAUUGCUUUUAACGAAGAUGAGUUUGCUAACGCAGAUAUGAAUUUGUUUAUAAUGACACUCAUACUAUCGUUCGCUGGUGAUGUUGUUAACGCUUUUCAUUGAAAUCGGCCGUUAUGCCACGUACACACCCUGCAGUAACUUAGCAUCCGUUCUAUUGAUCCGCGGCCUCUGACUGAAACCGUCUAUUCCGAUUAUACAAUACGAUUUCGAUGUUUACUUAGCUUCUUCGAACACUCAUCCGAAGAAACACGAUGUUCACUUGUGAGAAAUAUGAGAUAAAAACGUAUAAUAUUAUUGCUAUUCUAGUAUUGCUGAUCUCUAUUUAUCAGCUUCAAUUAAUUUACAGUAAAACUGCUCGCUGGCAAGACAUCUGCUUGACACCGCGCGGAUUCACGAGACGAAGCGUAGAUACAAUGCUAUGUCAUAUAUUUGAUUGUGGAGGUCUGUAUGUCGGUGACUGUCACCAUCUGAUCUUUCCUACACAAUCCAAUAGCUUGCAUUGACAACGUGUUCUUACGUGAACGUGUAUUGACGUGUCUGUUGCCACCGCCAUAGGUCAAACAUCAGAUGUAGCCAAAUCAAAUCUCAACAAUGCUGUUCGAGUUGAUAAUGUUUCCUUCCUUCCUACUGCUGAUGUUGUCGCUUGUGCUGCUGCUGCUGCUGCUGUUGUUGUAAAUAAUUGUUGAUGGAUUGCUGUGACAGGGUUUUUUUUUAAAUGAUGACUGCAGCCGAUUUCCGCUCGUGAUCUCUACAGAGUUAUGAAGGCACAAUAACGCUUGCGAACUAGCUAGAGUUCGUGCUAGCUCCGCUUUUAGUCACAAGUCGUAAUAACUACGGAAGAUAACUAAAAAAAAAAAUACAUUUAUUGUAUUGCGUAUCGGGCUUGCGUACUGCACGUUCUUUCUUGACGCUCGCUGUUGGUGUUCUGCUUCUAGCGACGCUCACAAUGCCGAUGACUAAUUCCGACAGGGAUGUUGGAAAUCAGGUCGCUUCCGAUACUGACGCUUACCACAACGGCGAUUCAGCUUUGUCGGUUUCCCAAAGUCUUGAUGAACUGAGUUCCGUCCCAAGUUCCCCAUUAUCAGCAUCAAGUCCGGCACACGGCACCCCGAUCAGAUCAAAUGCCCUGGAAGGCACAGAUUCUUCAAAAGGCAAAAACAGAAACUUCCACGAUGAAGCACAUAACAAAGAUCUAGACCAAGCAGCUGAAGACCAAAACGAACGAGCAGGAUCAUCGGUCAGCGUUUCCGAUGAGUCAGCUUGCUUUCAAUCCGCCGCUUCAGAUAGCCUCCCGUAUACAAGUUUGCCUUGCGUUCCAGAGCGCGGCAACGUCCUGGACGACGAGCUGAGCAGGCCUAACAGAAGGGAAGCACCCUACAGUGGUGUGCUACAACAAUUGGCUAGAGUUUUUCAGGCCGAACUUGAGUUCGAAGUUGAUUAUGCUGAAGGAGACGAUGACGUUGAUGAAGAUGACGAAGACACGUAUAUCGACAUUGACUCGGAUGAUGAAUACGAUGACAUAGACAUUUAUGACUCAGAUGGCCGCACCGAUCAUUACGAAGAUUCUGAAAAAGAUGAUCGAGAGGGUGAAUUUGCAGACGACUUGGAAAAGACAACAAAGCUCUUUGAAGGCGCUCACGUUCUGCGACAACAGGUUGUUGCACAGUUAUGCUGUCCACUUUAUCAGCCUCAGUGGUUUGACGUCAUUGAUGUGAUGCAAGAAGCGGAACUGCAGGCUGAACUUGGCCGAGCGGAGGAAAGUUCAAAAAGAGAAAUUCCCAGGUUGACGUAUCACCAGUUACCUAAUGCUGAAAAGACGCUGCCCGCUUCGUGGGAAGGCACCCUCGAGGAUGCUGUUUCCAAGCUCUAUUGCACAGAAAGCGUUAUCGAACGAGAGUCAAACUCUUCACGCAUUUGGGCGCUACAGCCUGGCAUCGUGACCGAUCCAGCUAUAGAAUACGCUACCAACAGUCGGAUUCAGCAUUCAGCCGAUGAAGAUGACUCCAGCGAUGAGGAGUCCGUGAGGAUUGCAAGCUCUGACGAAGAUGAGACCAGUGAGUCAGAAGAGGGCGGCGAUCAGUGCGAAACUUGUGUGGGAAGAUGUGUCCGGUGCCCAAUGUGUUGUGAGUCGCAGAGCUGCAGGCGAGAACGACAACGUCUGGAGUCGUUGGAGGAUGAAACCGAGUCCGACGAUUUGGAUAGCGAAGAACAAAAUAGCGAAAGUGACUGGGAGACCUGUACCACAAAUAGUUGUAACAGUGACGAUACACAGAUUAACAACGAGAGGCCGAAUGCGAGUCAACGGCACAGGCUUCUACAACGUCGCGCUCGAGAGCCGCGUGGCUGGCGACCAAGGUGUGGCUUGAGCAGUGCCUUCCAGCGUGCCUACGGCCUUACUACUACGUGGAGAGACUAUCCGGCAAGGUCACUAGAGCGAGCCUUAGCGGUCAAUAUGAGUCGCAGGGUGACUCGAUUAACUGUCAGCAGGGUAUACGACAACGCUACCAGACGGUUGGCCACGAAUCGAUUUCCAGCUGCUAGUGAAAGUCGACAAACAACAACAGCGUCAAAUGCCGUAAGCUUUUACGAAGACAGAGAAAGUGAAGCGCAGCCCUGGGUCAGCAGCAACAGCGCGCAUUAACGUAUGCUUGCGGAGACCAACAGCAGUAACAAUUGAAUGAAUUGCAGCAGUAGCGUCAAUCGGACGAGACGAAUUGGUCGACAUACGGCAAAGGCGCCAGCAACGGUUACACUGAUGCCACGAAGCCCUUCGUACCGUUAAGCUGAUCUGGACCGAAACACCGUUUACGGAUGAAAUUUCCAAAUGGCAAAAUAAUCGCUGCUCAUGCGUUCGCUAUAGACAUCCAUGUUUAAGUGUGUGCGAUAUAUAACAUGUUGUAUAAAACAAGAGUACGUUACACAACUGCACAAAUUCACGAACGCAUGAAACCUCAAGAAUUUUCAUGUUGAAGUGAAAAGAGGCAGAGGCUGUUUUUGUUGUCGUUGUUGUUGUUGUUGUUGUUGUUGUUCUUGUUGUUGCUGCUGGCGGCGGCGGCGGCGGUGAAGUUAGUCAAGCUAAAUGAGCAGAUAAUGAGCCGAUUAUUCAAGAGGCGACAAUAAAUUAAUAUAGGUGCACGACAAAAGCAAAACACUAUGGCAACGAAAUACAUGUGGGUGUGGGUGAUGAAAGCGAAGAAACCAAUUUGCAAACGUACUGAGUGUAGAGGCGGUCGUUUUUACAAUCUGUUGAACCAUUUUGUCGUUCAAUAACAGGAGCCGAUCGUCAUCAUUCGCAUGUUUCAAACACUAUAUAUAUAGUGUUCAUGUGCUUAUGAUGUAUGGUUCGACAAGUUUCCUUAUUCAGCGGUGUUCAUUCCUGUUGUUAAUACAUGAAGGAAGUACGACGGAAAUGGACACGAUGAACUGCAGUGAUGUUUUGCAGCGAAACACAAAUAACGAGUUUCAAUAUAAACGAUAUAAUAAUACGGGAACGAUCGAGGAUAACAAGUAGAAAUCUUCCACUUCCUUUAUUUAAAAAAUCCACCCAAAAAAAAUCUAAUACCAAACCGUUGAGUAUCAUAGGUUGUUGAUAAUAACAAUCAGUAAAACGUAGUAGUAAACCAUUUCCUUGACUAGUUACUACGUGAAGGUGAGUAUGUAUGCGCGUGAAAAUAAGCCGUCAUUAAGCACUGGAGACCUCCAAGUUUUUUUGCUGUUGCUUAGUAAUGUAUAUAAAACCGUACAGUCACCGUAACCGUACAGAGGCGUGCAAUGGGUGGUUGGCGAUAGGGAAUUCCUCCAAUUUGCAUUUCAACUUUUUAUUGAUGUUGCGCUUUCUAAAAAAGUGUGCACUAGAUAUUUAAUACAAUAAGGUAAAAUUAUGUAAAAAACAUAUAUCUAUAUAUGAAUUUGUUCGUUUUGUUCGUAACGUUGAUUAAUAACAAAGGUAGCUAUUCAUUAAUGAAACACUGUUUGUUCAUACGCUCAAUAUACUGAAGUUGCUUUCUAUUUGUCAGCCGAGUCUAUACACGUACGUUGUCAUACUUAAAUAUAAACAAAUGUUAAAUAAUUUUUUAAAUACUGCAAACAAUGACGCUGAAUGCAGGAAAACAUUUCGUCGACUUUAGCAAGAUUUUAUCACAUCUUGAAGAAAUUGCAUUUUCACAUAAAUAGUUAUGAAGCAUGGUAAAAAAAGAGUAACGCGAUACAUGAGAAGCCUGUGUUGGAAUUAUCUGUAAUAUAUAAUAAUUAGCGCUGUAUUUAUGUGUUUAAAAUAAAUAAUUAUUUUAUUCUUCA